CGGCCGGCUCUGCGUCCCCGCCAGCUCCAGUCAUGCUCCCGGCCUGUGGUGCGUGAGGUGGCCGCCGCCGCAGUUCCCUUCGCGGCCCUGUUCCGGAUGGCAGCGGCGGCGGCCCGGGCCGCGGCCGACCCCGCUCCCGCGAUGCCGCAGGCGGCCGGAGCCGGAGCGCCCACCGCCCGCCGAGACCUGUACUGGCUGCGCUCCUUCCUGGCUGGAGGUAUUGCUGGAUGCUGUGCCAAAACAACAGUUGCUCCUUUGGAUAGAGUCAAAGUUUUAUUGCAAGCUCACAAUCACCAUUACAAACAUCUAGGAGUAUUUUCUGCCUUGUGUGCGGUUCCCAAAAAGGAAGGAUACCUGGGAUUAUAUAAAGGAAAUGGGGCCAUGAUGAUUCGGAUCUUUCCCUAUGGCGCAAUCCAGUUUAUGGCAUUUGAGCAUUAUAAAACGUUAAUUACUACAAAGCUGGGAGUUUCUGGACAUGUGCACCGGUUAUUGGCUGGAUCUAUGGCAGGUAUGACUGCAGUUAUCUGUACUUACCCUCUUGAUAUGGUAAGAGUACGCCUAGCAUUCCAGGUGAAAGGAGAGCACACGUAUACAGGAAUUAUUCAUGCCUUCAAAACAAUUUAUGCAAAGGAAGGUGGCUUCUUUGGAUUUUACAGAGGUCUCAUGCCUACCAUAUUAGGAAUGGCUCCCUAUGCAGGUGUUUCAUUUUUUACUUUUGGUACCUUAAAGAGUAUUGGGCUUUCCCAUGCUCCUACCCUUCUUGGCAGACCUUCAUCAGACAAUCCUAAUGUCUUAGUUUUGAAAACUCACAUAAACUUACUUUGUGGUGGUGUUGCUGGAGCAAUAGCACAGACAAUAUCCUAUCCAUUUGAUGUAACUCGUCGGCGAAUGCAGCUGGGAACUGUUCUUCCAGAAUUUGAAAAGUGCCUUACCAUGCGGGAGACUAUGAAGUAUGUCUAUGGACACCAUGGAAUUCGGAAAGGAUUAUAUCGCGGUUUAUCUCUUAAUUACAUCCGCUGUGUUCCCUCCCAAGCAGUGGCUUUUACAACGUAUGAACUUAUGAAGCAGUUUUUUCACCUCAAUUAAAAAUAGCUGUCGUUUCUUUUCCUUAAUAAACUAUAUCAUAAGGUGAAAUAAAAGCAUUAAUUAUGAGGGGGACAUCAUUUGAAGGGGAUGCUUACCCCAUCACAGGAACCACUGGUAUGUUAGUAUUUGAUUUUAGCUUUUUUAUGUGACAAAUCAAAAGCACUUACCAUACUUUUGAGUGCCAAACAUUAUAUUUUAGAGGACCGAGGAACUAUUCCUAAACUGAUGCUGGCUGAUCAGUUAGGCUAUUUGAAACAUUUUUAAAGUCUUAUUUGGAAGUGGACUUAGCUUCACAGGGGACUUCAAGGAGUUUCCAUCAGGUUUUUCAUGCUGUUCCAAGCUUUUAAUUGUCAUCAUGUUUUUUUUCUGAAGACUAUAACGUUGUUUAUUAUAAUGGAAAUAAGUGAACUUGGUCAUAAUGUAAAAGAACAACGAGAACUAACUUUUUAAAUACUUUAAAACAUAGCCAGCAUUGAAGUAUUACUCUUCUCUCUUUUCUGUUCCAUUGGAAAAAAGGACAUUUUUCCUUCUUUUUUUUUGUAAGAUAGGUAUUAUAUUUAAAAAGUAGCCAUGUAGCAACUAAAAAAAAUGAAGUAUAAGGUCUUGCUCAAAUGUUAUUACCAAGUACUUUGUGUGAUUUGUGAGUGUUUUUAAAAGUUGAAUAUAUUAUUCUGUGAGGAAAAAGUUAAUGUAUUUUCCUAAGGCAGUAAUAAUUCAUACGGAAUAGAUCUGGUUAGAAAAGCAGAAUAGUACAAUAAAUAUGUUUCUGUUAGAUGAUUUGAAUAUAUAGGAAAAAUUUUAUUUAAAUGGACUGUGAAAUAUGCACUAAUGUAUAUGUGAAUAUCAAAAAAUGUUUCUAAGGUAUUAUGUCAGGAUAUAUCAACUGGUUCUUCCAUGUAACAUAAUUUAAGUGUAAUAGAAACCUAAAUGGGAAUGUAAAAUAUGAUUUAAAUGGCUAUCCUUUGUAUUAAGAAAAUGGGUUCAAAUGUAAGAUUUCCAUUACUGCACUGUAAUGUUUUAUUAUAAGCAUGCUAGAAAUGUGUGCAGAACAUUUAAAGUUUUAUCUUUAAAUAUAGUGAUUUGUAGAAUUGAUGUGAUUUUUUUAAGACCUUGAAAAAUUAAUUGAAAGCAUUAUUUCUGUAUCAAUUUUUAGAAUUUUUUUGCAUAAAAGAUUUGUUGUCAUACUUCAGUAAAAGUUUAAAUUGAUUUCAUUUUCAAUCUUUAAGAGUAAAUGUAUGUCUUUGUAUGAUUUUUUAAAAUUAU
Ochotona princeps (American pika) is the source of this 2349-nucleotide messenger RNA. RefSeq names its product solute carrier family 25 member 16 (gene SLC25A16). The transcript has 10 exons. Gene Ontology annotation, biological process: transmembrane transport. NCBI's taxonomy places the organism in Eukaryota, Metazoa, Chordata, Mammalia, Lagomorpha, Ochotonidae. The record is from RefSeq and is a predicted model, not a curated record. Bases 97 to 1086 code for a protein of 329 amino acids. Gene Ontology annotation, cellular component: mitochondrial inner membrane.